Prosopis cineraria is the source of this 1682-nucleotide messenger RNA. RefSeq lists its product as uncharacterized. Lineage: Eukaryota; Viridiplantae; Streptophyta; Magnoliopsida; Fabales; Fabaceae. The record is from RefSeq and is a predicted model, not a curated record. The coding region runs from base 325 to 1332 and encodes 335 amino acids. Gene Ontology annotation, cellular component: cytoplasm. The transcript is spliced from 4 exons.
UUCGCACUUCGACUUCCCUGUCUCUUUAUUGCCUGUGCUCCCCUGGUUCCCAGGUUGCAGCGCGGCAGCAGCUCUCGCUCACGGUCGCAGCACCUCCGGCCUACGCUAUCGGACUUGACCUCUCGUCCUCUCCAUCCAGGUCUUCUCUCCCUCAACCAAGCUCUCAGUUGUGCCUCUUGUUCAUCAAAUUGAAAACCUAAUUGACUCUGUUAUCUAUCAACUACAGCCUUCGUUAUCACUGUGGUUCCAACAGCUGUGUCAUAUACUUGAAGAAACAGAAGUAUAGCUGCUUUUAUUUGAAAGAAUCACUAUUAUCUAGAGAACAUGAAAGUGGAAGAGGUUAAUCGGUGCCAGAUUCAGGAAUGGUAUCCAAAAUUUAAAUCAGUAUCCAUCAAAACCAUAAUCCAUCAACUUCCAGAAUCUUUCGUUGACUACCUUCUCAAUGACUCUGGGCUCUUCUUGUUGCCAGUUUCUGUCUCAAAUGAAGAUCCCUUUCCCAAUCGAAUUCAUAAUCCUGAUGAGGAAGAUGAUUAUCAAGUUUCAGAAGGAUCUGGUGAUGAAGCAGAAGAACCUUCACCACCUCCUUCUUUUCCAGAACUUGAAUUGAAAGUUAAGGAAUCCAUUGAAUCCCUUGGAGGUGCAGUCUUCCCCAAGCUGAAUUGGAGUGCACCGAAAGACUCUGCUUGGAUAAGUACCAGUGGUACCCUCCAGUGCACCACUUUCGGUGAAAUUGCACUCUUGCUCCGAUCAUCUGACUCAUUGGUCCAUGACUUGUGUCAUGCUUAUGAUUCCAGUGAUGAUAAAUCUUCAUCUAGGCCCCAAAACUUCUUCCUUGCCCUUCGCAAGUGGUACCCAUCCCUUCGGCCAGAGAUGGAGUUUCGGUGUUUUGUUCGAGGGAAGAAACUAAUUGGCAUUUCGCAGCGUGAGGUGACUACUUUUUAUCCUGCUUUGGUUGAAAAGAGGAAUGAUCUCCUCUUAGUCAUGCAGGUUUUCUUCAACAAUAAUGUGAGAGCUGUAUUUGAAUCAGAACACUACGCAUUUGAUGUUUACAUUACAAAGGAUGAGAGGGUUAAGGUAGUGGAUUUCAACCCAUGGGGUGCUUUUACAUUGCCAUUGUUGUUUACAUGGGAGGAACUUGAGCAGAUUCUUAAUGACGGAGAUAAUGUGGAGUUCAGGAUUAUUGAAGAUCGUUGUGCUGUUAGGCCAGGGCUCAAGACAGCAGUUCCAUAUGAUUACUUGGAUACCAGCCCUGGAAGUGGUUGGGAUCAAUUUCUGAGGAAUGCAGAUGAAGAGUUGCAAAGACAAUCUAGGCCCCGAGAAGCUGGUGCCUGAGAGGGGAAGCUAAACAAAGUUGUUCUCCAUCAUGACUUGUGAAAACUACACCCACAAGUUGCACAUGCAAGAGAGAGAAAAAGAAGAGAAGCUUUUGUACAGAAAUUAGGGAAAAAAGGAUUGAAAAUGAGUGGAUAAAGUUAAGCAGUGUUGUCUGUGUUUUGUUCCAGUCCUUCUUAGGGCUCUCCUGCUCCUUCUCCUUUUUUAUUCUUUUCAUCUCUUCUUUCUUGCUCCUUUCCGCCCACUCUGCCUCUAUCUGCGAACAUACCUCUCAGUUUGUAACAUCAGACCCAUCAGAUCAGAAUUGUCGUGGGCUCAUUUCAAUUACAUUUCAACAAAAUUUAAUACUG